Molecule: messenger RNA, 924 nt
Organism: Colletotrichum chrysophilum
Lineage: Eukaryota; Fungi; Ascomycota; Sordariomycetes; Glomerellales; Glomerellaceae
Exons: 1
Coding region: 1-924 (307 amino acids)
Source: RefSeq, a predicted model, not a curated record
AUGGCAUCAUCAACACCAACUGUCAUCAUAUUCGGCGCAGCCGGUGCCGUUGGAAGAGCCGCAGCCAUUGAGGCCCAUUCGCGCGGCGCUCGCAUCUUCCUUGCUAUGCGCAACACCCAAAAACCGAUCGCGGGCCUCUCCGGAGAGUUGGAGGAGAAGAGCAACUUCACACGCAUUGAAGCAGAUCUUCUAAAACCGGAUUCUAUCCGCAAUGCUAUCAGCAAGUCGGGGGCAACAGUUGCGUUCACCUACGUCGUUCCUCAGGCCCAAGAUGCCAUGAAGUCGGCUUUUGGGGCGAUGAGAGAAGCGGGCAUAAAACAUAUCGUCUUCCUCUCAUCAUACACCGUUUAUCCCGACAGGGAGGCUGCCGUCAAAGGAAACCAUGCCAUCGCAGGGCUUCAUGCGCGAGCCGAGGUCUCUUUGGUGAAAACCGGUUUGCCGAGUACUAUUCUUCGACCGAUGUACUUCAGCAGUAACAUUAGCUCGGAGGCCGAAGACGUCAAGAAUGGCGAGGUCUACUUGCUAAGGCCUGGGGCAAUCAGCGACUACUUGGCCCCUGAAGAUAUCGGGUCUGUUGCUGGUGCGAAGCUAGCACAGCCAACCACCGAGUCCGAGAUCAUUCCGCUCUGUGGUCCCGAUCUUCUGUCACAGAGAGAUGCAUGGGAGAUCGUGUCAAAAGAGCUUGGCCGGGAGAUCAAGAUCAAGGAGAUCGGAGAGGAAGAAUUCCUUGCGCGGCAGCAAGUCCCUCCCCCAUUGGCCCGCAACCUCGCCGACUACUGGCUGGAAGGAGAGGAGGCGUUGGCGAGAUAUCCAGCAGACCGUUACAAGGAAGCAUCCGCAAACAUGAAGAAGUACACAGGAAGAGAGCCAACUACAUUUUCUCAGUGGAUAAAGUCUCACAAGUCUGAAAUAUUCGACGAGUAG